AUGGACAAAAAAAAACGCAGCGGAACAUCCUCCACAUUCAAGGAAAUUCAAAGCUUCAGCAAAUCCUACCUGGACCUGAGCAAUUACAGCAAGGAUAAUUACCAAAAGCAAAAUUCCAUUAACAACACAAAUGAGGUCUUCGAGUUCUUUACCAGCAUAACCAACAACCAGAAGGACAUAAGCAAAAAAUAUGAGCAGUUAUUUUCCUUAAUUAAAAAAUUUGGGAAGGAAAUUAAAUACCUGCUAGCCAAAAAUGACGAGUAUAACGGUAUCCUCAUCGACACCAAAGAAUGCGUGAAAAAGAUAAAGGCCAAACUGAGUGGGGAUUCCUGCGAGGAGUUCGAGAAUUUAGAGGAGGAACUGCUGAAGGACAAAAACAACAUCGACGUGAUAAGCAGAAUAGUGACCUACCUCUGGGAAGAAAUAGGAUACUACAGCAAAAACUCCAGUGAGUGGAAUAAAAAAAUCGAGGAGUUAAAAAAGUACAUCGGAAGCAAAGAUGAAUUCAUAAAGCUAGAAAGGAAACUAACCAUAACAAGUGAAGAACUGAAAAAGGAAAUGAUCGAUAAUAUGAGUUCCCUUAAAGAACAACAAGAUUUGAAAAUAAAAAUUAAGGAGGAGAGAAAUAUUUACAGAAAGGAUAUCCAAAAUGUACACGAAAAAAUUCUCUAUGUCAUUUUAAAAUUUCUGUUACGGGAUAAAAGGUGUAAAACGCAGAAAUAUUUUUUUCUAUUCUGGUUGAAUACAACUAGAAGGAGGAAAGAAGCGACGAAACAAAUGAUAUCACGCCUUGGGAAAAAGCUUCAGUGUCUAUUAUCCUUUAGCUUCAGAAAGUUAAAGAGCAAUUCGUUAGAAGGACAUUUAAUUGAUAAGGUUAUGGGCCUGGUCGAUUUCCCGCUGCAUGGGAACGGCAGCUCGCAAAGGGGAGUCCAGAGCAAAGCAGGGCGCGAUUACGAUUAUAACGGCAAUACCAAUGACAGCGGCAAUAACUACAGCAGUGGUAAUCAUCAAAACGGGGAUAAUCAUCAAAAUGGGGAUAAUCACCAAAACAGUCGAAAUACCAUGCGCAGUACGCCGCAGGACAGAAAGAAAAGCAGCGUGUUCUCCAACCUAGUGAACAGCGACAAAAAUCGAGACGGUGAUAACAUGUCUCCCGUUAGUUAUGACCACCUUAAUAGUAUGUCAAGGAAGCGAAGCGAAUCGAUAGCUUUUUACAAGAAGGAAAAUAGCUCUGCUACGCAAAAAAGUAAUGUAACAACAAACUUGUAUGAUCAGUCUGGGGAUUUCUCAUCCGGGAAGAGGGGCACCCAGGGUUUUGGAAACGACAGCGAGGAUGGCGAAAGGGAUGGCGGCAACGACGGUCGCAUGGGCAGUCGCAUCGGCACGAAUGGAUGCUACGAAAAGAACGCCUCCUAUGAGAAGAAUGGUUCCUACGAUAAGAAUGGAUCCUACGAGAAGAACAGCUCCUACGGAAAGAACGGUUCCUAUGAAAAGAACAGCUCCUACGGAAAGAACGGUUCCUAUGAAAAGAACGCCUCCUACGACAGGAACGCAGCUCGCGAUAGCAACUGCGCUUACCAGAAGAACAACCUGUGCGCACCCAUUCAUGAGCCGCAGGAAUACCCCAGCAGGGAGUCGAACCACCACGCUGAAAAGAUGUACGACAAUUUAGCCCGUCAAAUGAAGGAUAAGGCAGACAGGAAAAGUGUAGAAAUGAUACACCAAACAAUAAAAAAAUUGAAUAAUAAAAUUAAUGACAUCAGGGACACACUGGACAAGCAAAACAAAAUGAUGACAAAUGACGACAUGCACAAAAAUUUCCCAUAUGAUAAGUCUUCUCAAAAUAGUAAAAAUCAGUCAAAUAAAAAGCUCUCCGAUCUGGAUUGUAACCUCUCGCUAGCCAACAGUUCGCUAAACCUUCCCCCCGAAAGAACGUUAAGUGAAUAUUUAGUAAAUAAAAACAAGUCGAGAAAUACAAACACUGAUGAGUUGAACAGGGCAAAGGGAUUGAGGAAGCAGAGUGAGCACUUCCAAAAAAUGAGUGAAUAUAACAACUUCCCAAAGAAAUAUGAUAACCAUGCACACAAGAAGAGCUAUGAAAAUAUGGAAAAGUGGAACCUAAAUAACGAUAAAUAUUCACACAGUAAUUCUAUGGAUAUGACAAGUGUUGACGAGAGUUACCUUUACCAGAGGCACUCCAAAAGCACCGCUCGCAGUGGUUCCCAUCUGAAGAAUGAUGCCAGCGGUCUCGGUGGUGGUCUCGGAAGCAACAUAGGAAGCGGCAUCGGAGGAGACCAAUACAGCGCCGCAUGGAGCAGCAAGGGGAAAACCAAGAGUGGCGGCAGGGGGGACUCAAGAGGUGAAGCCAGACUCGAGUCCAGACGAAACUCCAGGCAUGACUCCAAGCAUGAUUCCAAGCAUGAUUCCAAACGUGACCCCAAAAGCGACGGUAGAGAGGUGAAGGCCGCGCACAGUACGCACCGCGCGACGAGCAACAGACGGGACUUUAUCGAAAAUAGCAAUGCAAGCUCUUCCCCGUCGGAUAUUAAGCUCAUCCUCAGGACCGGAGGGGGCUUUCGAAAACUAAGUGAGCAAUGUCAAAAAAAUUAUAUAGAAAAAUUGAACUACCUGAAUGAUAACAAAUUGUUGGGUUACGAAACGAACCUGAACAUAAAAAUAAAGGGACACCCAUUUAUACAUAAUGUGCCCAGUGGCCAACAAAAGGAGCACAAAAAGGAAAAAAGACACAGAUCGCUUUCUAAGUUUUAUAAUAUGCAUUAA
Molecule: messenger RNA, 2781 nt
Organism: Plasmodium coatneyi
Lineage: Eukaryota; Apicomplexa; Aconoidasida; Haemosporida; Plasmodiidae
Exons: 2
Coding region: 1-2781 (926 amino acids)
Source: RefSeq, a predicted model, not a curated record